Bradysia coprophila is the source of this 1666-nucleotide messenger RNA. RefSeq names its product Actin-related protein 2/3 complex, subunit 2 (gene Arpc2). Gene Ontology annotation, molecular function: structural constituent of cytoskeleton; actin filament binding. The record is from RefSeq and is a predicted model, not a curated record. NCBI's taxonomy places the organism in Eukaryota, Metazoa, Arthropoda, Insecta, Diptera, Sciaridae. Gene Ontology annotation, cellular component: actin cytoskeleton; Arp2/3 protein complex. Gene Ontology annotation, biological process: Arp2/3 complex-mediated actin nucleation; actin filament polymerization.
AAAACCGCUACUGUCAUAUAAGAUUCGGUUCCCCCACAGAAAUUUUUGUUAACAAAAUUUUUUUCAAUAUUAUCUUUACCGCAAUAGACAAAUGAUUGUAUUGUUUAAGUAGUGUUUCUUAGUUAGUAUAUCAUUUUACAAAUCUAAUUAAUUUAACAACAAAAUGAUCCUGUUGGAGAUAAACAAUCGAAGCGUGGAAGAAACCUUAACUUUGAAAUUCAAAAAUGCUUUAGCUGGACAAAAGCCCGAGUCAAUUGACAUCCGUGUCGCUGAUUUCGAUGGCGUUCUAUUCCACAUCUCCAAUGUCAAUGGCGAUAAAACGAAAGUCAGGACGAGCAUAGCGUUAAAGUUUUACAAAGAAUUGCAAGAGCAUGGUGCUGAUGAUUUGAUUAAACGGGUGUACGGAGAUUUGCUCACGGAUACCGAAGAAGGUUUCAAUGUGUCGCUUUUAAUCGACCUGGAAAAUAUACCAGCAAACUGGGAGGAAAUUGUCCACAAAGUUGGCCUACUGAAACGCAACUGCUUUGCAUCAGUAUUCGAAAAGUAUUUCGAUUUUCAGGAGCAGGCCGAUGAAGGACAGAACAGAGCCGUUAUCAAUUAUCGUGAAGAUGAAACACUUUACGUGGAAGCCAAGUCAGAUCGAGUAACUGUUAUAUUUAGCACAAUAUUCCGCGAUGAGGACGACGUGGUCUUAGGUAAAGUUUUUAUGCAAGAAUUGCGAGAAGGACGUCGUGCAUCGCAUACAGCACCGCAAGUUUUGUUCACACACCGGGAACCACCAUUAGAAUUGGCCAAUACGGAUGCGCGGGUCGGCGAUAAUAUCGGCUACGUUACCUUCGUGCUAUUUCCGAGACAUACCAACAAGGACACAAGGGAUAAUACAAUAAAUUUAAUUCACAUGUUCCGGCACUACUUGCACUAUCACAUUAAGUGUUCGAAGGCGUACAUCCAUUCAAGAAUGCGAGCAAAAACCUCCGAUUUCUUGAAAGUACUGAACAGAGCCCGACCCGAACCGAAGGCAACGGAAAAGAAAACAAUCACGGGCCGUGCAUUCUACCGGAAAGAAUGAUAUGAUAUGAUGUAGGUAAGCGUUUUCGUGUAUCCCCCUUCCAAAUGAAAUCCCAAUGUUCGAUGAUGAAUCCACACACACACACACAUAGUGUCAAGACAGUUUUUUCUUGAUGAAAUAAUUGAAACAGAAAAAGUGAAAAGAAUUUUUGGAAAUUUGGAAUUUUAAGUCAAUCGCAACGCAAAACAUAAAACAGAAAUUUUAAACAAACAAAAUGAUAAGACCAACCAGGUCGUGUUUCCAUUGCAAAAUAAAAAUUUAUUUUUUAAAUUCAAAUUGAAGUCUAAUGAUUGCGAGUCGGUGGUGGUGGUGGCUAUGUGUGAUGAUUCUGUUGUUUUAAAAAAAAAAAUAAAAAAAAAAUUGAAAACGAACUUGAAAUUCGGGAACCGAACCGAUUUGAUGAUUCAAUCCUUAUAGAAAUCAUAGAAAUUCUUGUAUAUUUUUGCCACUUCGUCUAACCUUCUAUAACCUAUAAUGAAUAGAAAGAUAAAACGCCAAACUAAAGAAAGAUUCAAUCAAUAUAAUUGUUACAAAAUGAAAAUGAAAACAAAUAGCGAGAGGUAAACUUAACCGGACACUAUAUAAUGUUCAGCGACA